AUGGCUGCAGGCGGAGAAGGUUGGCUGGUUCUCUCUCUAUUCUUCUCUGUCUCAACAUUGUCUCUACUGCAUCUCACCGCUGCCAAAACGACGGCCGGCUUUAGCCUGGAGCUAUUGCACAGAGACUCUCCGCUCUCUCCUCUGUAUCCAGGAAACCUCACUGAGCUCGAACGACUUCAGAGGCUUGUGAAGAUAUCUGACGCCCGGGUGCAGUAUUUGAAGUCAGCAAUGGCGUUUGAAACAUCCAAUCUAACAACGCAUACCAACAUCUUCCGUCCUAAGGUGGGAGCUGAAGCUUACCCUUUCCUCUACGUGGUGCGAGUGGGCAUCGGCACCCCUUACAAGGGUUUCCAGCUGCUCAUGGACACGGGAAGUGAGCUUGUUUGGACUCAGUGCAAGCCUUGCACCUUCUGUUUUCCUCAGAAGUAUCCAAUGUUCGAUCCCAAACAAUCUCAAUCCUACCAGAAGCUUCCCUGCCAACACCCUCUCUGUAAGAACCUCCAGUGUGUUAAUGGUGAAUGCAUCUACAGAAUAGAAUAUGCAGGUGGGCAAUCAACUAAGGGUGUCCUCUCUUCAGAAACCUUCACUUUUCCGUCCAAUAAUCACUCCCUUGAGGCCAAGAGUGGUAUGUUCUUUGGCUGUAGCAAUCUGAACCGCAACUUCCAAUUCAGCGGUGGGAUUGAUGGGAUAUUGGGAAUGAAUAGAGGCACUCUUUCUUUAGUAACCCAGUUGAGCAACCAGAUUAGCCAACGCUUCUCUUACUGUUUAGUAGAAUCUGCUCUCUCCAUGAAGAUUUCCAGCUUUCUAAGGUUUGGCAGCGACAUAGUCAUCAAAGGAGGAAACGUCCAGACAACCCCAUUUGUGCAGUACAGCCAAAACCCGAAAUUGUUCGCAUUGAAUCUGGUAGAUAUCACUGUAGGGACCCGCCGUAUGAACUUCCCGCCGGGAACGUUUACGUCGAAACCUGAUGGCACCGGUGGCUGCGUCAUUGACUCGGGCUCUGCCUUCACUUACAUUGAUCAGAAGCCUUACGAAAGUGUGAAGAAUGUAUUGGUAGAUUACUUUGCUCGACUGAAACUAAAGAGGAUUAAUCAAAGGCCAUACACUUUGGAUCUCUGUUACACAUUGCCGAAAAAAUUUUCUGGGCUUCCCAAGUUCAUAUUCCACUUCCAAGGGGCUGAUCUUGAAGUAAUACCAGAAAAUGCGUUCUUAGUAAGUCAAGCAGGGAAGUUUUUCUGCCUGGCUAUGAAGCCAGAGCAGGGACUAACAACGAUAGGAGCAAUGCAGCAGCAGAACGUGCGGUUCAUAUACGACGGAAGCAGAAAUGCACUUUCCUUCGUUAGUGAGGAUUGCUCCAAAGAUGUAUCUUGA
Nelumbo nucifera (sacred lotus) is the source of this 1371-nucleotide messenger RNA. Its product is annotated as aspartic proteinase nepenthesin-1-like. Gene Ontology annotation, cellular component: extracellular region. The record is from RefSeq and is a predicted model, not a curated record. Gene Ontology annotation, molecular function: aspartic-type endopeptidase activity. Gene Ontology annotation, biological process: proteolysis. NCBI's taxonomy places the organism in Eukaryota, Viridiplantae, Streptophyta, Magnoliopsida, Proteales, Nelumbonaceae.